AUGGAGCCGGUAAUAUCCAUCCCGACCCCCACCCCCAAAUGUUUGUGUGGAAGAGGAAAUGGGAUGUUUGAUCCUAGAGCCUGGUUCAGCGAGUGCCUGGCACGCCGCGGGCGCUCGGAGACCUCCGUGUCCUUCCCACCUCCUGCGGAUCCUUAUCUGCACGGGGGCCUGACAGCCUCGGAAGCCCGGGUGGGGAUACAAGCGCUUGGACGCGCGCCCAGAAGCAGGGGCGGCACGUGGGUGCCGAGCCCACCCCGCGAUGCCUUCCGCGCGGACUUCCCAUGGAGGCCUCCGUCUCCCGAGAUCCCGGAGCUAGUGAGGAGGAGCCAGGCCGAAGGGCCGGAGGCGGAAGGCGGAGUUCGCGGAGAAAACGAAACUGAGACUGGGUUGCCCAGACCCGGCUGUGUCUCGGUGACAGUGGCGGCUCGCGCUGCAUUUCAUUGUAAAUGCAUAAUUGGACAGAAAGUAUGGGGUGAUGCUGUAGGUUCUACUAAACAGAUUGCAAAACAAUUGGCUGCGAAAAUUGCGUAUGUGCAGAUAGAAAAAACCUCAACGAAAGAUGACAUAGCUUCCCUCGUUUCUUCCUCUCCUGGGUUCAGUGACGACAGAAGUAAUUCUUCGGAGACAAGCACAUCUGAUUCUGAAUCACCGCCCGAAAGUGGCUUUUCAGCAAGUGGAUCAGAAAGAAAUGAUACCAGUGACAGUUUUAGCAGUUCUUCAUCGUCUGUGAACAAUCUCAAAAACAGUCACAGGAAGGUGAAAGGAAACGAGUAUACUAUGGAUAAAAGGUUUCUCAAGGAUUUCCUAGAAAUAACACCAAUUGGCUUAGGCGGAUAUGGCGACGUUUUCAAAGCAAAACACAGAAUUGAUGGAAAGACUUAUGUUAUUAAACGUGUUGAAUACGAUAACCAGAAGGUAGAGCGUGAAGUAAAAGCUUUGGCAAAGCUUGAUCAUAAAAAUAUUGUCCGUUACUGUAGUUGUUGGGAUGGAACUGAUUUUGCUCUUGAGGACAGCAACAACAAAAGGUCAUUGACUAAGUGCCUUUUCAUCCAAAUGGAAUUCUGUGAUCAAGGUACAUUGGAACAGUGGCUUGACAACAGAAGAAAAAAGGAACCAAACAAAUGUUUGUCUUUGGAAUUAUAUGAGCAAAUAGUAGUAGGAGUGGAUUAUAUACAUUCGGAAGGGUUAAUUCAUCGAGAUCUUAAGCCCAGUAACAUAUUUUUAGUAGGUACAAAACAAAUAAAGAUUGGAGACUUUGGACUUGUAACAUUCCUGACACAUGAUGAAAAUCGGACAGAUGAUAAGGGAACUCCAAUAUACAUGAGCCCAGAACAGCUUUCUUCAGUACAAUAUGGAAAUGAAGUGGACAUCUUUGCUCUAGGACUGAUACUUGCAGAGCUUCUUUAUAUAUGUCGCUCUCGUACAGAAACACUUGAGACUUUUCAACAUUUAAAGGAUGGCAAUCCCUCAGAUAAAUUUGAUGAAAAAGAAAAUAUUCUUCUACUGAAAUUACUCUCAAAGGAUCCCAAGAAACGACCUAAAACAUCUGAAAUACUUAAGACUUUGAAGGAGUGGAAGAAUGUUCCUGAGAAAAAGAAACGAAACACACAUUAGAGCCUUUCCAAAAAAGUAUCCUGCUUUUGGUGUUUGAUUUUCCUGUAACUGUCUGAAAUCUGCUAGGGAAUAUCAGUGGUAGUUAUCUGCUAUUUUCAUUUUUUCCCUUAAUUUUUUAUUACAUUUACAGAAAGAUUUUCAUUUUUUAACUUCAAAAACAUUUUUACAUUUGAUUUUUUUCCCAGCUCAUCUCCUUAUUAUGAAGAUGGGGGGGAAAAUCCCUUAUUUUUUUAUAUCAAUUAGUGAAUCAAUCAAUUAAUAAAUAUUUAUUAAGUAUCUACUGUUUCUAGGUAAAAAAAAAGAAAACAGAUAUUUCCCUGUCUUAAAUAGCUAACAAGCCAGUUGGAGGAAAAUGGUAAUCAUAAAAAGAUAAGUUAUAUACAAUCACUUUGGAAAACAGUUUGGUAUCAAUCUAGUAAAGGUAAAUGUGUAUAUACCGUGAAAGCCAUCAAUUCCAUUCCUACAUACGUAGGAACAAGAAUGUUCCUAAAAAUCCUGUUUAUAAAAGUCAGAGGAACAGAAAACAACACAACUGUCCAUCACAAGAAGAAUGGAUAUGUACACUGUAUUUUAUUCACAUUGGAAUACUAUAUAGCAGUGAAAAACGAACAUCCCUUGGGAACAUAAUGUUCAGCAACAAAGCAGUUUACAGAAAAUAUAUACAGAAUGAUUCCAUUUAUAUAAAGUUCCAGAACAUGCUAAAUGAUAUCAUUUUGUUUAGGAAUCCGAGCAAAUGUGGUAAAAUAAUUCAGGGAAGGAAAGUUAUGAGAAAUACUGAAUUCUGCUAGUGGUUAUCUCUGCGGAGGGACAGGAGUGGAGUAGGGAAAUGGAUUAUGAAGGUACAGUUAACUAUUUUUUUAAACUGGAUAUUGAGUUCACCAGUGUUUACUGCACAGUGAUUCUUUUUAUCUUAAAUACAUUUUAAAUGUAUUAUAACAAACACUUUGAAGUGAUGAUAAUGGUGCUGCUAGAAGGCUAGUAGCUAAAUGUAAGAAAAUAGUCCAUCUAGAGAGGUGAAAUCACUUUCUACUGAGAUAUCAUAGCACAGGGAUUGAAGUGACACUCCAGCAAGGGACUGAGAUGAGUAAAGCGGAAACCAAAUGCACAGUUUGGGAAAGGGCAUGGCAUAUUAGAUAACACAGAAUAAUUGCUAAUUUUCUUAGGUGUGAUAAUGAUAUUGUGGUCAUGAAAAUAGGAAAAUGUUUAAUUCCUAGACAAUGCAUGCAGAAAUAUCUAGGAGUAAAGUGGCAUGCUAUUUGCAAUUUUCAAAUGUUCAGCUAAGGUCAAUGUGUAUAUGGAGAGAGAGAAAAAGCAAAUGUGGCAAAAUGUUAACAGCUGAACAAUUGAUAAAUCUAGAUGGCAUGUAUAGAAUUGUUUCUUGUAAUAUUCUUUGACCUUUUCUGUAGGUUUGAAAUUUUUCUGAGAGGAGAGAAAUCUUUUUAAAAAACCAGUGUUAUCUGGAUUUAAUGAAUAAGGGUAUUAUACUCAAAAGAAGGUAGCCUUAUUUGUAUCUUCUGUCAUUUAAAAUUUAUAUUAUUAUGAAAUAAAUAUAGCAUCUCUUGGAAACUUUUAUUUAUUUGUAAAUAUAUAUUAUCUCAGCCUCAAAAUCACAAUAAAUAAAAAGCAUCCUUUUAAUCAGAGGAGAAGGGGCCAAAAGCCAGGAACCUUAUUUGCAAAUUAAAAUGCACACACAUACACACACACACACACACACACACACACACACACACACACAUAAAGAGAUUUUG
Molecule: messenger RNA, 3362 nt
Organism: Hipposideros armiger (great roundleaf bat)
Lineage: Eukaryota; Metazoa; Chordata; Mammalia; Chiroptera; Hipposideridae
Gene: EIF2AK2
Product: eukaryotic translation initiation factor 2 alpha kinase 2
Exons: 13
Coding region: 1-1614 (537 amino acids)
Biological process (GO): eiF2alpha phosphorylation in response to endoplasmic reticulum stress
Cellular component (GO): nucleus; cytoplasm
Molecular function (GO): ATP binding; eukaryotic translation initiation factor 2alpha kinase activity
Source: RefSeq, a predicted model, not a curated record